Messenger RNA from Athalia rosae (coleseed sawfly), 1488 nucleotides. It is a transcript of the gene Taf12, whose product is annotated as transcription initiation factor TFIID subunit 12. The record is from RefSeq and is a predicted model, not a curated record. The coding region runs from base 263 to 832 and encodes 189 amino acids. Lineage: Eukaryota; Metazoa; Arthropoda; Insecta; Hymenoptera; Athaliidae. The transcript is spliced from 4 exons. Gene Ontology annotation, molecular function: protein heterodimerization activity; DNA binding; TBP-class protein binding. Gene Ontology annotation, biological process: RNA polymerase II preinitiation complex assembly; DNA-templated transcription initiation. Gene Ontology annotation, cellular component: SLIK (SAGA-like) complex; transcription factor TFIID complex; SAGA complex.
ACAUACAUUUUUUCGUUCUAUCUCCGGAAUAAAAGAAUUUAGAAAUAAGCAAAUAAUGAAGAUUUAGUUAUUAUCUAUAGCAUUCAUUUUGGAUAUUGGUGCUCGUAUGUGACAAAUAGUGUUUAUCGUUCUGGGCAACAUAGUAAUUAUUUCCGACUUCGGAGUUCUUUUGUAAGAUUUCAACAGUAAUAAUUUGUUGAAUUCUUAAAAUAGAUAGAACUUGUAGUGGAUUAUUAAUUUGCAGUGAGAAUACAAAAUCGCAAUGGCCCAACAGAAUCCUAUAGUGCAGUCAGGAACGACAUCUUCUGAUGCUAGUACAGGUCUUGGUAACUUGCAAUCAGUAGGUCCUAGUAAUUCAACACCCUCUGUCACAACUACUUUACAAAGUGGUAGUACCGUUCAGGUACCUCAACCACAAGUGCAAAUGCAACAAUCCCAAUAUGUACCACAAACAACAAAAGGUCAACCGGUACAAUCAUCUAGUGCAAGCUCAUCUACAGACUUUCCACAGUUCCUCACAAAAACCCGUCUUCAAGACUUAGUAAGAGAAGUUGAUCCGACGGAACAAUUAGAUGAGGAAGUUGAAGAGAUGCUUCUACAAUUGGCUGAUGACUUCGUUGAAACAACUGUCAAUGCUGCCUGCCUUUUAGCCAAACAUCGGCAUGCUAAUACCGUGGAGGUGAAAGAUGUGCAGCUACAUUUAGAAAGAAAUUGGAGUAUGUGGAUUCCUGGUUUUGGAACUGAUGAAGUUCGUCCUUACAAACGUGCCACGGUUACUGAAGCUCACAAGCAACGAUUGGCGCUCAUUCGUAAAUCUAUUAAAAAAUACUGAGCGACUAUUCAAACUUAUAAUCUCAUACUAAAUAUCAUACGAAAAUUUCCCAUCGAUGGAAUGUAACAUUACGGAGCCCAAAUUCAUGCUGAUGGAUGAGAGUUCACAAUAUCAAGGCAAUUGUUCACUUUAUCAGAUGUUAGUUAAAAUAGAUAGCAUUUGGUUUUAGUUCAGUGGCAAUGAUGCAAAAAUAGUAUUUACUGAUCAUGUUGAUCACUGUUUUUCGACUGGUUUUGGAGGGUAAAGAGUAAUUUAAUGAGACCUGCGAUCAAGCCUUAGAUGGCUUGAAACUUCUGAAUAAAUAAAAACUUUUGUUGGAAAGUGUGUUAAUGGAAUGUUACCGAUUUUUUAUUCUCUUUUUUAUUGCUAUGAUUUCAGGUUCAUAUUGUGAAUGUUCUUCGAAAAUAAGUUUGUCACAGACAUUUACAAUCGGUCCAACUGGAAAUCCACAUAUUGCUGCAUAUUGUUAGCAAAAUUUUCUGUUUAAAAAUACACUUUAGUUACAUAGAAACGAUUUGCUGGGGUAAAAGUGAAAAACUUAUUGAUUUGUGAAAUGUCACGUAUAAGAAUCUUGUCUCUGCUAUCCUAGACUAAUUUUUGUAUCUCUCUGUAAGCAACAACAUGUAAUGAAUAAAAAGAAAACAGUCACACCUCAA